GUUCGCUAAUAUUCGUUGACUUUUCCCAUCUUCUAGACUGUUCUAUCCCGUCUUGUGAAGCGAACGAACAAGGAGACGGAAAUUUAGUUGUUUCUGUAACAAACGACCGCUGGAGCGCCGUAAGUUGUGGUGAAACCUAACCAGGAUUACUCAGAUCCCCUCCUGCUUGUUCUACAACAUUCUACAAGGACAAAUUCGUAGGUUUUGAAAACCUACCGUCUCCAAUAUGUCACUGUUUGGCUCGCUUGUUGGCGAUUUUGAGGAUGACCCUAUAUUCGGGUCCCACAUGCGAUCCAUGAGACAUAUGAACACCAUGAUGAAUUCACUCUUCAGUGACCCCUUCGGCAUGAUGGGCCCACCCGCUAUCACUGAUUACUGUCAACAAAAUGGUACUUCUCAGGGUGACCUCCAAAUGAUGCCAUUUAGAUUCCCACCUGUUCCCUCAUUUAAUAUGAGCCGCAUUUUUACUGAUCUUAAUAAUAUGGCCCCAAACGAUGGAAACUGUCAUUCUUUCAUGACUAGCUCGAUGAUGACUAUGACCAGUGGACCAGACGGACGUCCUCAGGUGUACCAGGUAUCGAAAUCCACCAGAACUGCACCUGGUGGUGUUAAGGAGACAAAGAAAACCGUUUGCGAUUCUCGCACUGGCACGAAGAAGAUGGCUAUUGGCCAUCACAUUGGUGAUAGAGGUCAUAUUCUUGAGAGAGAACAGAAUUAUCACAAUGGGGAUGAAGAGGAACGUCAGGAAUUUAUUAAUCUUGAUGAAGAGGAAGCUGAUUCUUUCAACAAGGAAUGGCAGACGAAGACUCGACGGCAGAUAGGCUCCCUUGGAGUAACCAAUUAUAGCAGCCAAAAUUUGUCAAACAAUAGAGGUACUCAAGACCACGGCAGACUGGCAUUGCCAGCACCGGUGACAACAACAAGUCGGCAAUCUAGUCACCCAAGGUGGGCCCCUUCUCCAAGGCGAAGCAUAAAAUCCUCCGUUCCUUCCAAAACCUGCAACUCCAGCUCAGUUUCUCGCUCCUCUUCUUCGAAGCCUCGAGCGAGCCCCACGGCGAAGGCGGAAGUCACGGCGACGGCCACUUCCGGGAGCAGAAAGCGCGAACACACACCGGAACCGGAAGCGAGCACCAAACGGCACGUGGCGCCCCGCAGUGACGAUUGAGAGGAUCGCUAAAGAACCGCGCAAUGUAGUCUGCUUCGUCUUAUAACCGUAUAAAACUAACAGACUGCGUUGUUAACCUCUCUCGAGGUAACCUCAAACCUCGAGAAUUAUGUGUCAACAUAAAUCAACUAUGUGGAAUUAUUGAGACCGCCACAGUUUACUUCAUGGUGAGUCUCCUUCGAGCUCUUGAAUAGGUCUCGGAAAUACUUUUAGUUCGAUUGAUUACUAACAAACGGCGAGUUCCAGAAUGUGGUAUGCAAAUUUCUUAACCUUUCACAUUUCACUCGGAUCUCGCCGUUUAUAACCAUUUCACGACUACGACACGGAGGUCUGUCGUUACGUAUUUAUCUCGAAUUAUCUCGAUGUAAAAUAUUCAUGGUAUUUAAGCGUAGAUAUAGCGACAAGUCGUUUAGCGUACAAUGUAACUUGGAAUACCUGGAACCUUCUUUUGUCCUUUU
Molecule: messenger RNA, 1623 nt
Organism: Orussus abietinus
Lineage: Eukaryota; Metazoa; Arthropoda; Insecta; Hymenoptera; Orussidae
Gene: Mlf
Product: myeloid leukemia factor
Exons: 6
Coding region: 227-1165 (312 amino acids)
Biological process (GO): regulation of DNA-templated transcription
Cellular component (GO): cytoplasm; nucleus
Source: RefSeq, a predicted model, not a curated record